AUGAGUUCUUCGUAUUAUGUGAGCGCUCUUUUUAGCAAAUAUACGACGGGGGCUGCUUCUCUCUUCCAAAAUGCGGAGCCUACUCCUUGCUCAUUUGCUACCAACUCCCAGAGAAACGGCUAUGGACCAGGCGCUAGCGGAUUCACCUCCUCCAUGCUUGCCUUGUACAAUGUGAACAGUGCCAUAUAUCAAACCCUGUUCUCUUCCGGAUACAGCCUGGGCUCUGCUACCUACAACCUUCAUUGUUCCUCUUUUGAUCAGAACAUUCCCGUCUUCUGCAAUGACUUAACCAAAUCCAACUCUGAGAAAGCGGAGGCAAGCAACCUGCACAGCCAGGCUGAGACUAAUUUCCGGAUAUACCCCUGGAUGAGAUCUUCAGGUAUGGGGGAGCGGGUGGGGGAAGACCAAAAGCCUUCAAGACUUCGACCUAAGGUCUACCAAACGCUGGAACUGGAGAAAGAGUUUCACUUCAACCGCUACCUGACUUGCCGGCGGAGGAUAGAGAUCGCUCAUGCCCUGUCCUUGACCGAGAGGCACAUCAAAAUCUGGUUUCAGAACCGUCACAUGAAAUGA
Messenger RNA from Notechis scutatus (mainland tiger snake), 573 nucleotides. The record is from RefSeq and is a predicted model, not a curated record. NCBI's taxonomy places the organism in Eukaryota, Metazoa, Chordata, Lepidosauria, Squamata, Elapidae.